AUGAUUUUGGUUAAUGUCAUGAUCGUAGGAGCAGUCCAAACUUGGUGUGUGGCUAAGAAAGAUGUAGACGACCUGUCGUUACUUAAUGCUUUAAAUUAUGCAUGUGGAGCUGGUGCAAAUUGUAAGCCUAUUCAGCCAAAGGCAGAAUGUUAUUAUCCAAACACCAUCCAAAGUCAUGCUUCUUAUGCUUUUGAUAGUUACUAUCACAUCAAUAAUCAAGCUUAUGACUCUUGCGAUUUUGGUGGCACUGGACUCCUUAUUGAAACUGAUCCAAGUUAUAGAGGGUGCAGAUAUCCAUCUACUGUUUGA
Molecule: messenger RNA, 309 nt
Organism: Cicer arietinum (chickpea)
Lineage: Eukaryota; Viridiplantae; Streptophyta; Magnoliopsida; Fabales; Fabaceae
Product: PLASMODESMATA CALLOSE-BINDING PROTEIN 2-like
Source: RefSeq, a predicted model, not a curated record